Molecule: messenger RNA, 4899 nt
Organism: Cottoperca gobio
Lineage: Eukaryota; Metazoa; Chordata; Actinopteri; Perciformes; Bovichtidae
Gene: itgb5
Product: integrin, beta 5
Exons: 16
Coding region: 593-3004 (803 amino acids)
Biological process (GO): stress fiber assembly; integrin-mediated signaling pathway; cell migration
Cellular component (GO): focal adhesion; integrin complex; cell surface
Molecular function (GO): integrin binding
Source: RefSeq, a predicted model, not a curated record
CACAACGCGGUGCCAACUGUUCAGCGAAGCAGCGAAGGGGUUAAUGUAAUCCCGAGCUGGGAAUGGGCGGAGAUUCCAGCUGGGACACAAACCGGACUAACCGAAAAGGCACCACUCAAAUCUGGAGAAGAAAAUCUGUUGGAGUUGUUUGCAUUAAUUGAAUCCUUUUUGUUUCCUCUCCCCGCUUCACCUUUUGCACAGAUUUCGACCGAAUCGGACCGAGAAGUGAAAUGAAAUCGAUGGAGAAGUUUUGGAGUCGCUGUCAGCUAUGGGUGAACUAGUCAAGACGUGGAAGGCUGGUGGGUCCAAACGGAGAAACUCGAGAAGCGGAUCAACAGGACACACACCGCUCGCGUUGUGCACACUUUAAAACAAUGGAAGAGUCUCCCUGCCUCUCCACGGACCCUUCGUUAUGAGCCGAGGACACGCGCUUCAGUGGAGCUGAGAUGGUCUAAAGCACACGUUACUGCUUCAACGGGACUUAAUCCAAAUGAGAGGUCUGAUGGUAAAGUAAUUAACCGGUGUCAGCUGCGAAUAGACAUAGAAAUCUGGUGUUUCACACAGCGCGGAUACAAACACGCCGAGUGACACCAUGUGGAGCCCGGGGACGCUGAUGUGGCGCGCGGCUGUGUGCUGCGUGCUGCUGGAGACGGUUCUGCACACUGCGAGAGGUCUCAACAUGUGUAUGAGUGGCAGCGCUACGUCCUGUGAAGAGUGCCUGCUGAUUCACCCCAGUUGCGCCUGGUGCGCACAAAAGGAGUUUGGGACGGGGCGGACUCUGACGUCACGGUGCGAUUUUACUCCAAGCCUGCAGAAGAGGGGCUGCGACGUGCAGUUCAUCGAGUACCCCACCAGCAGCAUCUCUGUCCUGCACAACAUGCCUCUGAGUUCUAAAGGGUCCGGGUCGACCCAGUACGACGUGGUGCAGAUUAUGCCUCAGAAGAUCUCUCUCAGCCUGCGGCCAGGAGACCAGACGUGGUUUGGGCUGCAGGUGCGGCAGGUGGAGGACUACCCAGUGGAUCUCUACUACCUGAUGGACCUCUCUCUUUCCAUGAAAGACGAUCUGGACACCAUCCGUAACUUGGGCACCAAGCUGGCCCUGGAGAUGGGCAAGCUCACCAGCAACUUCCGGCUGGGCUUUGGCUCCUUUGUGGAUAAAAACAUGUCCCCCUUCUCCUACACAGCACCCAAGUAUCAGAUGAACCCUUGCAAUGGAUACAAACUGUUCCCCAACUGUGUCCCCACCUUCGGUUUCCGCCACAUCGUCUCCCUGACGGAUAAAGUGGACCGUUUCAACAAGGAGGUGCAGAAGCAGAUGGUAUCUCGCAACCGGGACGCACCAGAGGGAGGGUUUGACGCCAUCCUGCAGGCUGCUGUUUGUAAGGAGGAGAUCGGGUGGAGGAAGGAGGCCUACCACCUGCUGGUGUUCGCCACAGACGACGUGCCUCACCUGGCUCUGGACGGCCGGCUGGGAGGCCUCGUCCAGCCGCACGACGGGAGGUGUCACCUCAACGAUAACAACGAGUACAGCGCCUCCACCAAGAUGGACUAUCCCUCUCUCGCUCUUCUGGGGGAGAAACUGGCAGAAAAUAACAUCUUCCUCAUCUUCGCAGUGACGAAGCGGCUCUACGUUAUUUACAAGAACUUUACUGCCCUCAUACCUGGAACUACAGUCGAGAUCCUGGACCAGGACUCUAAGAAUGUGAUUCAGCUGAUCAUCGCGGCUUACAAUAACAUCCGCUCUAAGGUGGAGCUGUCCGUGUGGGAUCACCCAGAGGACAUCAGCCUGUCCUUCACCGCUACCUGCCAGGACGGAAUGCCGCUGCCAGGCCUCCAGAAGUGUGCCGACUUGAAGAUAGGAGACACGGUAUCGUUCAACGUGAGCGUGGAGGCGAGGAGCUGCCCACCCCGCGGCACCGACCGGAGCUUCACCAUCAAGCCGGUGGGGUUCAAAGACCGCCUGGAGGUGUCUGUGGACUAUCAGUGUGACUGCGGCUGCAGCCGCACGGCACAGCCCAACAGCAGCUACUGCAGCUCCAUAGGUACUUAUAACUGUGGGACUUGUGACUGUGAGCCGGGCUACCUGGGCGCCCGCUGCGGGUGCCAGGAGGGCGAGGCCAGCAGCAUGUACAUCAGCGCCUGCCGGGAAGCCGACGGCAAGCAGAUCUGCAGCGGGCGAGGAGAGUGCAGCUGCAACCAGUGUCUCUGCUACGAGUCGGAGUUCGGCAAGAUUUACGGCAGCUACUGCGAGUGUGACGACUUCUCGUGCGCCCGACACAAAGGCAUCCUCUGCUCAGGUCACGGGGAAUGUCACUGCGGAGAGUGUAAGUGCCACGCCGGUUACAUCGGCGACAACUGUAACUGCUCCACAGAGACGUCGUCCUGCAUCGCAGACGACGGGCAGAUGUGCAGCGGGCGAGGAAACUGCGUGUGCGGCCGCUGUCAGUGCACCGAGCCGGGGGCCUUCGGGGAUACCUGUGAGAAAUGCCCCACCUGCCCCGACGCCUGUGGCACUAAACGGGAGUGUAUUGAGUGUCGGCUCUUCAACUCAGGACGGCUUGCAGACAACGAGACCUGCCAGCGCCUGUGCAAGGAUGAAAUCAUCACUGUGGAGACCCUCAAAACGGAGGACCCCGGCGCCGUGCUUUGUCUGUACAAGACAGACAACGACUGUGUCAUGAAGUUCACGUAUUCUGAGCACGCCAGCGGACUCUCCAUCCUCACAGCUCUGAAAGAGCCAGAGUGCGGUGCUGGGCCGGACGCUCUGAUGGUGCUGCUCGCGGUGGUCGGCAGCAUCCUGCUGGUGGGCGUGGUGCUGCUCGCUGUCUGGAAGUUGGCAAUCACCGUCCAUGACCGGAGAGAGUUCGCACACUUCCAGAGCGCACGCUCACGAGCCAGAUACGAGAUGGCCUCCAACCCUCUGUACAUGCAGCCGGUGUCUACUCACUUCGUGGAAACAGAUUUCAACAUGUAUGGGAAGUCCUACAACGGAGCGGUCCACUGAUCCCUCUGCACGGGGCGCGGCAGGACCGGUCCGACAAACAGGUCCCUGGAGGAUGGGGGCCCGAGGUGGACGGAGGACUGAACACACGACUCGCACCUUGACAGCUGAAGUGAAAUGAACUGUAUGUGUCCGACGGGGGAAAUCUGUGGCCUUUUUCUUUUUUUAUCUUUACGCAGGAGAUUCCCCGACAGACGAUGGAGGAGCAACACAAACAUGAACUUCCUGGUCUUUUAGAGAGAGAGAGAGAGAGAGAGAGAGAGAGAGAGAGAGAGUAGAGUAGAGUUAGGGUGAGUUUGUCUGCAGUUACACAAAAUAAACUCAUGAAAACAUGACUCCAACCACGUAACGCCACCACUCAAUCUUUGCACAGAGCAGGCAGGACAUUGGCUUAUAUUUCUAUAUUUUUAUAAACAUUAAAAAUGCCUUCUUUUUUUUUGUAUAAACUUUGCACCCAACAGGACUCUGAAUAAAUUUCACUCCUCAUCAGAUAUUUUCAAAUUCACAGGAUGAUUAAAAAAGCACAUAUUUGUGAAGGUGGUUAUGACGACGUUGUGGUACUACUAACAUUUACUAAGCAAUAGACUUCUUACCCUCAUUUUGCACAGAGAAUAUUAAGAGUCAAGUCUCGUAAAGAUUUACAUUUUCUUUGAUGAUGUGUGUGCGCGCGUGUGUGUGUGUUAUUGUAAACUCCAAUUGCACUCCCCCCCCCCCCCAGCCUCUGAACCCUUAAAGGUUAAUGCUGCUGUUCCUCUAGAACCAAUCCCACGAAAAGACCAGAACCAACAAUGUGCUCGUCUCUUAAUAUUUAACACAGAAAUCUUUUCUAAAAGCAUCUGGACACUUUAUUUACAGUAAAGCUGAAACGAUUGUUAGUUCUGUUUAAUAAAAAAUUAUAUUUUAUUGUGUUAAUCAUUUAAGGUUUUUGCUUUUUGUCUCUUUUCUCAAAAAAGGCCAGCUUCAGCAGUCCGCUCCGGUCAUUUGUUUUAUAUUAAAUGAAAUAUCUUUGGGAUUUAAGAAGUCGGUCGGUCAUCUUGGGCAUUAUGAAACUGUGACUGGCUUUAAAGAAAUCAAAAUAAAAUCUGUUUUCAGACAUUUUGUUGACGAUUAAUCAAGACGAUCAUCUUUAACGAGAAUAAUCGCUGUAACGUUGCAACCUUGUGGCUCGUCGUUGCUUCGUUUCAUGGCCCAGAGACGUGAGAUUAUCUGGUUUUGAGUACACAGAUUUAGAUUCUCAGAUUAUUGUUGGUUUUGAUCGUUUGGUUGGAUUUAUCACCAGCCUCCGAACCCUGAAGCCCACGUUCAAUACUGAACGUGCAGCCCUGUGGCCAAACCUUCUCAUACGAUGAUAAAGUAGAUGCAGAGUGCAUCGCUGAGAUAACUUGGACGACAGACACACGCAGGACUCUGAGUUCAUGUGGGUUUGGGAAUACAGUGUGACUGUGUGCUCCCCGGCUGCACUGGGAGUGGGUCGACAUUCUUUGAAAAAAACCACAAAGUAGAAAGUCCAGAGUCAUAAAUCCACCGUGUCCCACAGGAGGAGUGAGAGACGGGGAAACGUUAGCGAGAGAGAGAGAGAGGGAGAGAGAGAGAGGGAGAGAGAGAAGGGUGCUCUGUGGCGGUCUUGCAGUAAAAGUGUCAGGGACUUGGAGUUUGUAUGUGUGAGAGUGAGUGUAUGUAAAUAAUAUAACAUGUAUGUACAUACGGUGCCAAAUGGAAUGUUUUCAGUCUUGACUUUGACCGUGUGACUCGGCACAGUUUACUAAAACACCUUUUACAGCUCAAACAUAAAGUCUUCCUGUACAGUCAUGAACAUUUCCACAUGGAUGAGCAUCACAUCAAUACAUCCUGUAAUACUGCACACAGAGACAGAACAAUAAAUGUGCUUAUGUCCAAAA